UACCGAUUAAGUGACAUAAGUAAAUUGUUGACUCCGUUAACUGUAUAUCGUAUGCUUUAUUUGUUUAAUAUUUUUCUUAUUAAUUUUGCAUUUUGAAUUUCAUAGUAUCAAUCCAUUGCAGAUCUAAACUCCAUGAGUAAAGGGUCACCAUUUGCUAAACCAGCCGACCCUCAAUCUCAGCUGGAUCUGCCAAGCAUCCUUUCAAAUUCUAAUAAUGCUCAUCGGCAUCCCAUUCCGUCAUUAAAUCUUGAGAGUUCUCAUAAUAUUCCAAGACACCAUGCUCGAUCUUCUUCGAAUAUUCCAUCAAUAACAGCUCCAACAGUCAAGACAGUCCCAAGUACACCAUUGGUUCAAGCUCAUCCGUCAGAUCCAUCCAUGACCCUUCAUAAAAUCAAAUCUCUUGGAAAAAUCGAUAUUAGAUCUCCUAUACUUGCACGUCUGACAUCGACUUAUUUAUCACCGGUUCCACAUAAUAAUAGUCUUAUUGUUUUAGAUCAUACUCAAAGUAAUAUAAAUGAAGAAAUUUCUUUACAUUCUUCAAGAACAAAUGGCACAAUGUCAUCUAGAUUAUUAAGUAUCGGUCCAAAUGUAAUCUAUUUAUUAAGAGAUUACUAUAAUGAUUUUACAACAAUUGAUUGGGCAAGGGCAUUUAUUAUUACUAAUAAAUUUAAUUUUGAAUUACAACAUAAUCAAUGGUUUCUGGAAACUAAAGAUAAAAUUAUUAAUUUACCAUUUUAUUAUAAAGCAUAUUUCACAUUAGGUAAAUGGGUUCUAAUUGUAAUUAUUGGUUUUAUCUUCUCGUUAAUUGCAUAUACAAUCGAUAAGAUUGAAAUUCUUUUGGUUGGUUUUAAACAUGGUUAUUGUAAAUCUAAUUGGUUUGCAAGUCAAGUAUCAUGUUGUGUGGGGAAGCCAUUAUCAAGAAAUGUCUUUAAAUCAGGUUAUGUUUUUAAAACAAAUCAAGAUCAAUGUGAAGAUUGGCUCUCAUGGUCAGCUUUCUUUCAAGAUAUACCAUUCUACAGUAAAUUAAGAUUUGAUUUUUGGAUAUAUGUAAUAUUAACUAUUUUACUUGCACAUUUGGCUUGUGUAAUUACUUUAACUACUAAAAUAGUAGGUGGAACUGCUAUUUCUUCGAAUGAAGAUAAUGAUGAGGAUGGAGAUGAUAAACCUUCUUCAACAUCACAAAUUGGUCCUCGAGUAAUGUAUACAGCUUACGGUUCUGGUGUUCCAGAAGUUAAGACUAUUUUAUCUGGGUUUGUUAUAAGACGAUUUUUAGGAACUUAUACAUUAAUCACAAAAACAAUCACUUUGAUCCUUGCAAUAGCUUCUGGAAUGGCAUUAGGUAAAGAAGGACCAUAUGUUCAUUUAGCAACUGCAGUAGGAAAUAUAGCUACUAGAUUCUUCCCCUUUAUUAAUAAUAAUGAACUUUUAAAGAAACAAAUUCUUUCUGCUAGUGCUUCUGCUGGAGUAGCUCUUGCAUUUGGAUCACCAUUAGGUGGUGUAUUAUUCAUUUUGGAAGAAAUUAAUCAUUAUCUUCCUUCUCAUCAAUUAUUUCAAAUAUUCUUUUGCGCAAUAAUUUCAACUUUAUUUUUGAAAUUUCUUAAUCCAUAUGGGACAGGAAAGACAGUAUUGUUUGAAUUACAAUAUACUUCUGAUUGGAAUCCUAUAGAGUUGUUGUUUUUCAUUGGAUUAGGAAUGGCAGGUGGUAUUUUUGGCGCAUUGUUUGUAAAGUUUGUGGGAUGGUGGCCAACCAAAUUUAGACAAUUGAAGUAUAUUAAAAAUCAUCCAUUAGUGGAAGUAUUUUGUAUCUCCUUAUUAACAGGAUUAGUUACUUUUUGGAAUAGAUAUACAAAACAAGCUUCAUCAGAGUUGGUAUUAGACUUGGCCACAUCAUGUGCCUCGGAAUUAGAUACGACUUUAUGUCCUACAACGCAUCCUCAAUAUUUAAAGGAAUUACAAUCCUUAAUUUUUGCAUUCAUUGUCAAAGUUAUUUUGACAUUUGUAACAUUCGGUUUGAAAUUACCAUGUGGUAUAUAUGUACCUUCAAUGGUGGCAGGUGCUUUAUAUGGAAGAGUGUUUGCUCUCUUUAUUCAGUAUUUGAACUUCAAAUAUAAUUUAAGUAUAACUGACUUGUCAGAAUCUAAUGCAGGAUCUAUUAUGAAGUAUAUUUGCUCACCUGAAAAGGAUCGGUGUGUGGAUGCUGGGAUUUAUUCUAUGAUAAGUGCAGGAGCAUUUAUGGCUGGAGUAACAAGAAUGAAUAUUACUUUAGUUACUAUUCUUUUUGAAUUGACAAGUUCUUAUACAUAUGUCCUCCCAAUUUCAAUUGCAAUAGCAGUUGCUAAUUGGAGUGGUGGAUUAUUCGAGAAACAUUCAUUAUAUGAAGCAUUAUUGAUUAAGAAUGAUUAUCCCUUCAUGUCAUCAGAAAAUGAAGCUAUUGAUCCAUUUGUUACUGCUGGUGAUUUAGUUAAUGUUCUGGAAACUUUUAACGAAGAAGUAACUAACUCUUCUAAGCAACCAAAACACUUAAGUAUAGUUCAAGAUUUGGUGGCUGAAGAAGAUAAUGAUAAGUUGUAUAUCGAUAUUUCCGACUCCCCUUACGUUGCAACCGCGAUUUUAGAAUCCAAACUAAAAUUGUUAGCCGAUAAAUCAUUAUUGGAUGGAUGCUUACCUCUAAUUAGAGAUAAAGUUUGUGUUGGAUUAAUAUACUUUUCCGAGCUAGAAUUAUGUUUGGAUAGAGUACAAGAAUUUGCUUGUAAGUACAAUAUUAUUGACGAAAUCUAUUGUAAAGUAGCAUCAGAACUGGGUUAUACCAAGUCAUACCAGAAAGAAGCCAUUGAAUUCCAUGAAAGACACAAUUCAGAUAUUUUGAAUCAUAUGUCUGCUAGUUUGAAUGAAAUUGAUUACUUCAAUUAUAGAUCGAUAAAUGAAAUUCCAACUGGGGACAUUGCAGAAUUGUUUAUAGAACUCAUCAAUUUCAUCAAAUUUAUAGAUUUUUCUCCUAUUUUUAUACAUCAUGAUAGUGUGUUAAGUUUUGCACAUUUGAUUUUUGAUAGGAUUGGUACUAGAGUCAUUGUUUUAUUAAAGGGAGGAAACUAUUAUGGAGUGCUACAUAAAAAGGUACUUAUAGAUUAUUGUCGACGUGAAGAGAAGAUUUAGAUUCUUCUUUCCAUUGGAGUACGGACCUAAGUUUCGUAUAACAAUAUGUAUCAGAUAGAAGCUUUUGGAAAAGAAUUAAAUUUUGUUGUCCAGACUUGAGAUUGGGGAACGGUUGUUCCCAGUCGGUAUGUUUGACACUAAUUAAUUCAUAUCUCUCCUGUGAAAAGGAUUCUUCUGAUUUUUGUUUAUAUUCUUUACUUGAUGUUAUUAAAUGAAAAUGAAAAUAAGACUGGCAUAGACCCAUUAAUAUGAAUCUGUAUUGAUUAUUUUGCCACAAGUCAAUCAGUAGCAAAGCGUGAUGAUGAAUUCUUAAAAUGUAAUCAUUCUCUCUUGGGUUAUUCAUAAAGAAAGAUGUUAACCCGUCUAACAAUUUCUUAACCAAGUCAUUCGUUUUAUCUAACACAUAAUUUGUUAUAAGAUGAAGCUCUUUUGUCCUAUCCAAUAAUUUCUCAAGUAAGUAGUCUUCUUGACCAUGUAAUAUCUGAUAACACUGAAC
Scheffersomyces amazonensis is the source of this 3649-nucleotide messenger RNA. It is a transcript of the gene GEF2, whose product is annotated as Gef2p. Gene Ontology annotation, cellular component: early endosome; plasma membrane; Golgi apparatus. Gene Ontology annotation, biological process: chloride transport; transmembrane transport. Bases 133 to 3153 code for a protein of 1006 amino acids. The record is from RefSeq and is a predicted model, not a curated record. The transcript has a single exon. Gene Ontology annotation, molecular function: voltage-gated chloride channel activity. NCBI's taxonomy places the organism in Eukaryota, Fungi, Ascomycota, Pichiomycetes, Serinales, Debaryomycetaceae.